This is a messenger RNA of Rhinolophus ferrumequinum (greater horseshoe bat), 4483 nucleotides long. It is a transcript of the gene C9H1orf52, whose product is annotated as chromosome 9 C1orf52 homolog. Bases 27 to 575 code for a protein of 182 amino acids. NCBI's taxonomy places the organism in Eukaryota, Metazoa, Chordata, Mammalia, Chiroptera, Rhinolophidae. The transcript is spliced from 3 exons. The record is from RefSeq and is a predicted model, not a curated record.
GCCCUCGAUAGUCGCGCGUAACCGUCAUGGCAGCCGAGGAGAAGGACCCCCUGAGCUAUUUCGCGGCAUACGGGAGCAGCAGCUCAGGCUCCUCGGAAGAGGAGGAUAACAGCGAGCCGGAGGACAUGAGUCGCAGGGCUCUGGAUCCUGCGAAGUCGGGGAGCUGCUGUGGGAACAAGACGGAAAAGCGGCUGCCGGGACCCGACGAGCUGUUUCGGAGCGUGACUCGCCCGGCCUUUCUGUACAAUCCGCUCAACAAACAGAUAGACUGGGAGAGGCACGUUGUCAAGGCGCCUGAGGAGCCUCCAAAGGAAUUCAAAAUAUGGAAGUCCAACUAUGUACCACCUCCGGAAACCUACACUACUGAGAAGAAACCUCCCCCCCCAGAACUGGAUAUGGCAAUAAAAUGGUCUAACAUAUAUGAGGACAAUGGUGAUGAUGCCCCCCAGAACGUUAAGAAAGCUAGGCUUCUACCGGAAGGGGAGGAGACAGUGGAAUCAGAUGAUGAAAAAGAUGAGCAUACUUCUAAAAAGCGCAAAGUAGAACCAGGAGAACCAAUAAAGAAGAAAAAGUAGAAAACAACAAAUAACAAGAAUUUUUGGACUGCAAAACUUACUGAAAUGGUUUUUUUGGCAGAUAAAUUGAUAUUGUAAAUUAUUAUGAAACAGCAUCUCCAUGAAAGUACAUGUUAAUUAACGAAUAAGUAUUGCUGCAGGAACUUUCCACUGUAGGACUCACUUUUUAUUUAAAACUUGUAUGUAUUUAAAACUCAAAUGGUGACUUGUAAUAGUGAAAUUGACAACACUUGGAAGCAUUCUUGCUAUCACAGAAUUGGUGGCAUGCAUUUUGUCACAUGGUGACAUGCCAGUGUUCUAUGAACUUUUUAUAAAGGAAUAUAUUUUUAAAGUAAAUGUAUGGUAACGUCUUGUGAACUUGUAGGGUGCUUUUCAACAGUUUGUGUUGAACAGUUUGUACAGUGUAAAUAGAUCAUGGAAAUAAAAUUACGUGUUCAAUAUUACUGUUACUGCAUAACAAUAACGUUUGAAUAUUUGUCUGUGACAAAUACCCUCUUUGCCAUGUGAUGUUUUAAUAGUAGGUAUUGCCAUUUUUAGGGGGUGCCUCCUGUUUUCCAGGUGCUUUGUGCGUACAUGAUCUCUGAUGCUCAGAAAGCCUAGUAAAGUAGGUAUUAGUAGCCUCAUUUUAUAAUAAAGAUAUUAAUUUAUCUAAGGUUACCUAGCUAGUGAGCAGUGAAUCCGGGAUUUAGCUCAUGACGUUUGAAUUCUAAAAUCAUCACAUUAAACCAUCUAUCUGCCAAUCAAAAUUUAGGAACUACAGUUGGCAUCCUUUCCAGGUACUCUUCUGUGGUCGUGGGACCCUCUCCUCACCUGAUUAUUUGUAUUACUGCACUUACCAGAUAUGUCUUAGAUUAUGAAAAUUCUUUAAUUUCCCUGUUAAAUAGAAGUUUGCCUGAUGUCCAAAUAAAAAUACAGGACACACAGUUAAGUUUGAAUUUCAGAUAAACAACAAAUAAUGUUUUAGUAUAUGUAAUAUUUGGGACAUACUUAUAUUAAAAAUUUGUUUAUCUGAAAUUCAAAUUUAACUGAGCAUCUUGUAUUUUAUCUGACAACCCUACUUCUGUAUGUUUUCUCUACCCAGCUCCUUUGCAUAUAAUAAUAAGAAAAAUCAACAAGAUUGUAGUCAGGAAGAUAAUCCUUGAUUUGAUUUCUGUAGUCCAAAAUUCAUUAUUUGUAACAUUUUGAACAAGAAAAAGAAGAAAUUGUAUGGUGCAUCAGUCUUUGCAUGAUUCUUAUGCCUUUAAGAGAUAAGAUUUAAUUAUAGGACACUACAUUUAGUGUAUAAGAAAAAGAUAUUAGUCUUUUGAGUUUAAAAAAAUCCCCAGUCCAAUUGUUUCUCCUCAUGCUGGAAGCCAACAUUGAAAAACUAUAAAAUCUGUUUAGUUGGGGACAGGAUCAAGUAGAUUAAAAUUUGUAAAAGUCAUUAAAAGUGCUAGCCAUGGUGUUUUGUGGACUAAGGAACAUAACAGUAUGAUGGUUUCUAGUAUAUCUCAAACACUAAAAAUCCUAUAGCUGCUUAUCUUCUAGGUUUACUACUGUAUGUAUCCCAAAAUUGAAGUAAUUGUUAAAGCAAGAAACUUUUUUUUUAAGGUUGAAGUCUUUAUAUGUGAAUAAUUUGAAGGGCCAUGAUAUCGUAUACUAGUGAGUGGCAUCAACUGAUAAAGUAUGACCCCAGUGUGACACCAAACCAAACAAAUGGAAUUCUAAUUAGGAGGUUGUGAUUCUGAAAUUGAGAGAUCUAUAGUCUGGAUGGAUAUAUUGGUGUAGCAGAUAUCUCAGAAGUUACUGAAAUAUUAACAAGAUUUAAGAAAUUAGCAUGAAAGCAAACCAUAAACACACACACGCGCCCAGCAAGCCACUGUCUAAAAAUCUUUAACCUUUUUUUACCAUCCAUUGGUUCAAUUCCAAGCUUAUACCAGUUAGUUUAAGAAAGAACAAAAGCUCACUAAUUUAAGUUCCCAAUGGUGCUUUGAGCCUCCUUUCUAUAAGGUAACAAGAAUGGAGGGCAAAUAAAUACUGUUUUGUUUUUUUUGGAGGGAGUAGACUCGUAUUUUUUGACAUUUUAGUCAGGACAGGUACCGGCUAUACUUGUGAGUAUUAAGCAGUUGCUGAGGGAUGUGUACCUAUGCUAGUACAGGUCAAGCUAGUUUUUUGAGGGGGAAGAGAGCGUUUAAAGAAGAAGCUGGCAAAUAUUUGGGAGCAGUCUCACUCAGCCACUUGUAUCUCAGAUUUCUUUUCAAAAUAAGGGCUAAUAAUGGAAAGGGAAAUGAACUUGCGUGUGGAUUGCUUCACUUUCCACAGAAAUAUCCUUGGUUGGAAAGUGAACUUGCACGUCACUUUCUACAUCGAUCAUAACAUUAAAAAAUGGAUUCUGUUCCCCUCAGAGAUGUCUUGGGAACGUGUUUAAGUGUUCAUGUGGGUACUGACGUAAAGAGCUGUUUGGUUCAGCUAGUGAAAACCCAGUGAAGAAUUUUAUAAAAAUCCAUAUACAUAAGGAAAAUCCUCUGUCCAAAUUGCUUCCUUUGUAGAUAAGCAAAUCACUUGAUAUUUACGAUUGUUUCCUCCUCUUGAGGAUAAGGAAGGAAGUUAAGUCACAUCAUGCAUCCUUUUGUAUAAGGGUAAAAUUUAAGAAAAGAACUGUAAGCAUUUGUGGACCAUAUUUUAAAAUUCAAAAAGUAAAUAGCUUUAUAGAGGUUUCUGGAAAACAUUCUGAUUGGAAGAAGAACACUACUGAGAAAAUUGACACUGCUUGUUAGCCAUUAAAAUACUAGUAUCUGGACUUAUUUGCAAACUUGGAACUUUCUCAUCGUAAUUCUUAAUCCUGUGUAGUGCUUUUGAGUUCACAGAGUUCAGUCAUAGAGUAGUAGUUUAUGUUUCAAAAACCUAAUGAGAUUGGUUUUAUUAUUUCCAUAUUGGAGAAUGGAAAAUAGGCCCAACGGCUGAAGCAGUAUACCUACAGAUGCACUGUGAGUUAGCUUCAGAGCUCAGGCUGGAAUCUGCAUUCUGUUCCAUGCCAGAUUUAUGGAGGACCUUUUGGUGCACAGCAUUGUGUUAGGAACAAAGGACCCAUCUUCAUUUUAGCAAAAUCACAUUGCUAGUCAUGAAGAGGAUGGAUAUAUAGGGUACAAGUCAAGUCAAAAACCCAUUGCAGUAGUCCACUAGAGUGACACGUAUCUGAAUGAACCAAGGCACUGGGAAGAGACAGGGCUGUGAGAAACUAACUGAUAGUACCCAGUUGGAUAGAAUGACUGAGAGUGAGGUUUUCUUUUAUUGCAAACUUUAAAAUAUGAAUGGACUGCACUGCAGGUUGGGGCCUGACCUACAUGUAAAACAUGUUGCCACAUGAUUAAGUUAGAUACAAAGCCCUACUGGAGAUAUUUGAAAGAUGUAAUUAUUCUUACGUGUAUCUGAGUGAACUUAGAUAAGUGAAAAACUGACUAAAUCCACAACUGGACUUUCAAAUGUAUCAUUGGUGGUAUUUUGGAUUUUAGAGUUUUGUAUCCAUACAGAACUAGAACUGCUCCCGUUUUAUCCCUCUGUUAUCUCUUAGUACAGAAGUUCCUGAUAGUCCAACAAAAAGGUGUUAAAUUCCCAGCAAAUGUUUUGGACUUUUCAUUAAAUUCUAAAGCUUUCUCUCUUCAUCUCCUUCCACUUAGAUAGUUUCCCCAGUUUGGGGCAUCACAUUUGCAUUUUAAUGCAGGAGAAUAAAAGAUACCAAGAAUCACUUGUAUGUACAGUCCCCAGAGGAGGGACUUUUUGCUGCUUUGUUCAUUGACUAGAAAAUUGUCUGGCACCCAGUAUAUCUGCUAAAUGUUGAUGGUAAGCUGCAUUUCUCACCCCCAGCCUGGGGUUGAUCUUCCAGAGGCUUGUGUUUUCAGUUACAUGGGCCAAUAAAUCUUGACAAUUUA